Messenger RNA from Saccharomyces mikatae IFO 1815, 4908 nucleotides. RefSeq names its product Mon2p (gene MON2). The transcript has a single exon. Lineage: Eukaryota; Fungi; Ascomycota; Saccharomycetes; Saccharomycetales; Saccharomycetaceae. The coding region runs from base 1 to 4908 and encodes 1635 amino acids. The record is from RefSeq and is a predicted model, not a curated record.
AUGACUAUGAAUACUGGAGGGUUUGCCUCCAUGCAGAGGCAACUCGAAGCAGAAUUGCGUUCGUUAUCAUCCGAAUCGAAAAGAAGAAAUUCAUCUAUUCGCCAUGCAAGUGAUAAAUCCAUCGAGAUCUUGAAAAGAGUACAUAAUUUCGGAGAGUUAGAAAGACAUCCUGAUUUUGUGCUUCCUUUUGUAUUGGCUUGUCAAUCAAGGAAUGCCAAAAUGACAACUCUAGCCAUGCAAUGUCUGCAAGGACUGUCAACUGUUCCAUCAAUUCCAAGAAGUCGAUUGUCUGAAAUACUAGAUGCCUUCAUCGAGGCUACACAUCUCGCCAUGGAAAUUCAGUUAAAAGUCUUACAGGUGGUUCCCAUUUUUUUCAAAACAUACGGGAAGUUCAUAUAUGGUCCUCUUUGUAAGAAAUUGUUGUUGUGUUGCUCAAAUUUGCUACAUGUACCCAAUAAGGCACCUGUGGUUGUGGGAACUGCAAGCGCCACUUUACAACAGUUGAUCGAUGAAAUAUUUGAUAGACUUUCCAUCGGCUCUGUUGAGGAUGAUAAGCAAUUUGAAGUGCUUAUAAGCAAUAAUGAAACAACCAAAGUCAAUGUUUACAGAUAUGAUGCUAACAAGUUAUUCGAUAAUAUCUGUUCAUUGAAUGAAAUAAACACAAACGGGUCGAUUAAUGAUGAAGAUAUGCUUUUAGACAUUGGGGAUAUCCCUAUAGAUUAUGGUUUAGAAAUCCUUGAAUCUAUCUUGAAGAAUAGUCAGAAAAAUCUAUUAGAAUGCGAAGACUUACAAUAUCUACUGAGGGUCAAAGCAAUUCCAUUACUUCUCCGCUGUAUCUCUUCUUCCAAGCAUUUCUCUACCGCUGUAAGGAGUUGUCGCUGUUUGAAGUUGUUGAUAAGAAAGGAAUACCUAAGUAUGCUCGAGUUAGAAUUAGAAGUCAUUUUGUCGCUGCUAAUUCACGGUAUAUCUGUAGAAUCUAAUUUAAGUGGAUGGCAAAGAGUACUAUCAUUGGAACUUUUCAAGGAUUUAUCACAAGAUCCUGAGAUCGUCAACACGCUCUAUAUGGACUAUGACAAUUAUCCGGAUAAGAAACACGUUUUCAAAUAUCUUUUAAAAGAAUGUAUUGACCUACUGAAUUCACCAGAGUACAUCACUUUCUUGGCUCCAUCAGUAGUAGUGGAAAAAAUGGACUCUCCCUUGAUAACUACUGAGAACUCUGUAGUUAAGACGAGGUUCAUGCAUUUAUUAGACAAAUCAUCCGCUCCAUCUAUCAAUAUUACCUACAUUAUAUCAUUGGUACUGACUAUUAGCAAUCACUUAUGCGAAGGGUUGAGCAAAUCGGCUCUAGAGAGCUCUCCACUAGAAAGGACAGAUGAAGACAAGCAACGUGAAGAAGGGUCUGGCAAUGGUUCAUCAGUCGUAAAGGUUUACAGUGGUCUAUUUUCUGGACUAUUUGAGAUAAAUAAGCUGUUCUUAUAUUCGACCUCUUUAGAGACAUCGAUAUUUCACUUAGUAGUGAGGGCUUUUCAAAAGCUAGCUCAUAGUGCCGGGGUUUUGUCGUUAGAUGACAAAUUAAGAGCAUGCAUGAAGUUAUUUUCGAUUCUAAUAACGAAUAAUGCUUCAUUGACCCAAUUUUCUGUAAACGACCUGAGUGAUACAACUAAAGAUCAAAAUGUAAAAACCAUAUCGGCACCCAAAGUCGCCAACAGUCCCGUUGAAACGACAAAAGAUUCUACUAGAGCGAUUUCUGUCGCCAUGAAAAACAAAGAAAUAAAAAGGCGAUUACAUCCUAGAAAUGUAAACUCAAGGCAAGUUAGUUUACUUCGGGCAUUGGUAUCAUUAUCGAUAUCACUAGGCCCUAUCUUCGAUUCAGAAAGCUGGAAAUACACAUUCUUAACCUGGCAAUGGAUCUCAUACUACAUAUAUGGUCCAUCAGCUGACUUCAAAGAAAGUUUUUACUCUGAGGAUAUUCCGCCACCUCCAAUACUGACUAAAUCAGACGUAACAUCGAUUGAAAGCUCCUUAACAAAGUUUUUUGAAAGCACGAGCAGCUAUUCCUGUUCAACCUUUCAUCUAUUAUUGACCAGAUUGAUUUUGGACUCAAAGAAUACCCUGACUUUAGAACAAACCAAUCUUAACCAUGCCAAUGGCAUUGGUUAUCAUCCCUUAGAUGAAAACGAUGAAAUUAUACCAUGUAUUUAUAACAAGGCCUUUUUUGUUAACAAAAUCGGUGAACUAGCGACGUACAACUGCAAAAAAUUCAUUUCUGGGAAAAACGGUAAAGAACUUUGGAGUUUAAUUUCUACGUAUAUGAUCAAAUUAAUAUCAAAUCGUGAAAUGGAGAAUGAUUCAUUACGUUUAUACAGUGUGAGAGUUUUUACAGAUAUCAUCAAAAAGGCCAUUAGUGAGGUUGGUAACUCUGAUGAACAAGAGGAUAAGAUCAAACAGUUUGGUACACUGGAAAACCUAAUCAUUGAUAGUUUGAUGGCAACGAUAAACUCAAUAAAACAACUGGAUAUCGGUAAACAAGAAAUAUACAACGGGACAAUUAACGUUGAAUCCGAUAUUCUUUUUCAACUGCUGCUAACUUUAAAGGAGAUACUAAACGAAUUCGGUGAAUUGCUGAUGAACUCUUGGACAAAUAUUUUCAACAUCAUUAAUUCACCCUUCGAGUGGACAGUAGAGGAUAUUGAUUUAUCUGUGAAUGAGGAUAUAGAUGAUUCAUCUUUAUUUGAGGGUAUUGUUCAAAAGCAUAAGAACAUGAUUCAAGUAUCAUACGAUGUUUUUAAAUUAAUAUCUGACGAUUUUCUACAGACUUUACCAAUGAGUGUCAUUAAGUGUGUUAUUGACACGCUUGUCAACUUUGUAACUCAAAACCGAAACCUUAAUAUCUCCUUCUCUUCUAUCAGCCAAUUCUGGUUAGUUGGAGAUUAUCUCAGAGUCCGCUUCAAUCCUGAAACAUUGGAUUUAAACGAUGAAAAGAGUAAAUGUUUCUCAGAAAAGAUCAUUAAUCAAAAACUAAUUGAAAUCAUUACAUCUGGUUCAUCUCAUAAUUGGGAACUUUACAAUGGAUUAUGGAUAUACCUUUUGAAGAACUUAAUCAAUUGUACUAAUGAUGAAAGAAUAGAAGUUAAAAAUGGUGCUGUUCAGACUUUUUUUAGAAUCAUUGACUCCCAUUCUGUUUGUUUUCCCCCAUGGGACUUGAUAUUUUUGGAAGUUAUUGAACCACUGCUUACAAAAGAAUGGUCCAAUGAAGAACUUGAAAAGGAAACCGAUUUUAUAAACGUAACAUUGCAAGGCUUGAUUAAGCUCUAUCCCGAACGCUUCAAAGACUUUCAAAAUAAUAUUAACUGCGCCAAGGAGUGGUCUAUAUUAUUAAACUUCUUAAAAAAUUUGCUGUCGUCUAAUUCUAACAAUACUAAAAAUGCUGUAAUAUUGAACUACCAAACUCUAUUGAAAGAAAUUAUAAAAAUUGAGAACGUUCCAUCAGAUAUAUUGAAAAAAUGCUGUGAAAUAUUUACUGAUUAUAACAUCACGUACAGUGAUAUAUCAAUCAGCGCUUCCAACAAAACAGAAUAUGACUGUAUAUGCGAAUUAAUCACUGGGUUCCCCUCCCUUUAUCAACUGAUAUCCAAAUACGAUGCGAUGACAGAUGAAUUUGUGGAAAAAGUUCUUCUUUUAUUUAAUUCUGCAAUAAAAUAUCCUCUUUUACCAGAGUUUGUGCAAGAUAAAACUAAACCUUCUUCUAUGCAAAAGGCCAUUUUAUCGGGGCUCGAUAUAUUUUCAACAGGGGAUUCUAAAGAUACCGAAAUAUUGAUUCUCCUUCAAUUGAGCACCAUUUCAAUAUUGGCUUUCGAUACAAGAGAAAAAAUUAUAAAGAAACUUGGACCAAAGUUGCCAAAGGCGUCACUUAACAGGUUGCCAACUUUUGAGGCAAUCAGCUAUUUAUCAUGUUCUAACUUGAGAAACAGAAUAGCAAAAAUAGACCAAUUUGGUAUAUCCACAUUAAAAGCAAAGCAUGUUUUAAGGAUAUUGAGGAAUUUGGCAGAAAUUAUCAAGCGAAAAUCACUUAUUGCAGGGUCAACUAACGAUGAGAUCCCCAUAUGGGUAGUUGCUUCCAACUGCUUCAGUGAUUUAUCCAACAAAAUAUUCAAAUCACUUCAACAAGAUUUAGGAAAUCCGUUAAAAGAUAACUUUUGUGAUUUAUUUAUAAGUGUUAUUGUUACUACAUUACAAAGAAUCAGCCCAGAACUCGAUAAUCUAACUGAGAUAGAUGAUUUGAAUGAGUAUUCAAAAUAUAGGGAGAUAUUGCUGGGAAAUAAAAUUAUUGAUCUAUUCAAUGAACGACAAUUAGAUAUUUUUAUUAGUGCCGUUUGGAACAGCUCAUUUUUGUAUGAAUUCGAUGAAUUAGAAGAUGCUUUAAUGAAAGAUUGUAGUACAUUCUCCGAAUUAUCAUUCAAACUAUCUUCAUUUAAUUUUUCAAGCUUGUUCGGGUCUACGACAAAUCCUCACUUUCUGACAAAAUAUAAGUGCUCUUUAGAGUGUUUACAAGAUUUGGUAAAUUUCAUGUUGAACCAAAACGAAAAACUAAGAGAGUUAACUGCUCCUUAUCUUUCUGCAAGAAUAGCCUUAGCCCUUAGAAGAUACAUUUCAGAUGAAUAUUUGAUUGGUCGAGCACCAAUACCGAAAUUGCGUAAAAAGGAACUAGCUACUUUAUUAAAUGGGUUAUGUGGAAUUUUAAGAGUUAUUUUGGACCAAAAUUCGAGCCUUGGUAACAAGCAAAUCGGAGUUCAAAAUUUACAAACGUUAAGUCCUUUGGUUUUAAGAACUAUUCCGGUAUCUCAUAAAAUGGAUGGAUUACAGGAUAAGGUUUUGGAACUAUCACUUGGCUUUACAAAACUAGACUAG